AUGCCGACGUUGGAGGAUGUUGGUGGAGAAGAUGAGAUGGAAUUUGUCGUUGGGGAGCUGUUGGUCUCGAGGCGAGCACUUAAGACUCAAAUCAAGACAGAUGAUUCAGAACAGCAAUGGGAAAACAUAUUCCACACUCGGUGCCAUGUCCACGAUCAAUGGUUGAAUGAAAGUGGGGAAGUUAGGGUAAAUAAAUGGGUGUUAAUUAAUUUCUCAAUUGGGAGAUAUAGUGACAAGGCUGUAUGUGAUGUGGUGCCUAUGCAAGCAGGUCAUAUUCUAUUGGGGAGACCCUGGCAAUUUGAUAGGAAGGCUACACAUGAUGGGUAUAGGAACUGGUAUAGCUUUGUCAAGGAUGGAAGGUCCAUUACUCUUGCACCAUUAACACCGGCUCAGGUGUAUGAAGACCAAAUAGAACUGAGAAAUGAGGAAGAAAGGCGAGCGAGAGAAUCUAUAAAAAGGAGAGAAGAUAGUGAGCCUGAUUUCAAAUAUGUGUUUCCGGAGGAGGUGUCAAGUGGAUUGCCACCAGUUCAAGAGAUCGAGCACCAAAUCGACUGCAUACCCGGGGCUAUCAUUCCAAACCGACCAGCUUACCGAAACAAUCUCGAGGAGACGAAAGAGCUUCAGAGACAAGUGGAGGAGUUGAUGAGCAAAAGUUACGUGAGGGAGAGCAUAAGCCCGUGUGCUGUGUCUGUUCUAUUGGUGCCAAAGAAGGAUGAGACUUGGCAAAUGUGCAUGUUUUACGUGAUUUCAUAG
Messenger RNA from Olea europaea var. sylvestris, 753 nucleotides. RefSeq lists its product as uncharacterized. Lineage: Eukaryota; Viridiplantae; Streptophyta; Magnoliopsida; Lamiales; Oleaceae. The coding region runs from base 1 to 753 and encodes 250 amino acids. The transcript is spliced from 3 exons. The record is from RefSeq and is a predicted model, not a curated record.